This is a messenger RNA of Schistosoma turkestanicum, 237 nucleotides long. NCBI's taxonomy places the organism in Eukaryota, Metazoa, Platyhelminthes, Trematoda, Strigeidida, Schistosomatidae. The record is from the annotation of a GenBank genome assembly.
AUGAAUAGGAAUAUUCAACGUGAUAUGUCAGUAUUAUCUGUUUCAUCAACCACUGAGUUGCAGUCAUUUGUUAUUGUUGUACAAAAUAAAUUGCAAUUAGUCUCAUUUUUAGAACUGAAUUCACACAAUCCUGUCACACCUCACAAUAACACAUCUGUGAUUGGAUUAUAUCCUGUGAUGAACACAACUGAAUAUGUUGAAUGUGAUAGUCUGAGUAAAUCAAUGCGAUCUGAGUAA